Neurospora crassa OR74A is the source of this 312-nucleotide messenger RNA. RefSeq lists its product as hypothetical. The record is from RefSeq and is a predicted model, not a curated record. The coding region runs from base 1 to 312 and encodes 103 amino acids. The transcript has a single exon. NCBI's taxonomy places the organism in Eukaryota, Fungi, Ascomycota, Sordariomycetes, Sordariales, Sordariaceae.
AUGAGCGACCUUUCCGGCCAAAGAUGCAAGCCAACCUUCUUUGGCAUGCACGCCAAAGUGUGGGAUUCGCCAGCUACGAUCGAGUGGGCUGCAGGCCCCGGCACUGUAUCGUACUGUACCCGGUACCUUGUCGUCCUUGUUGGUGCUGGUGCCCUGGCGAGCGCCCUGUCCGCCCACCAAUGCAGUCACCUUCCAGUUCACCCUUCAAUUCUCAAUGCACCCACAGAGUCCACUUUCCAGACGGGCACCCCAUCGAGCGGAACAGAGCGUGGAGACUGCGCUAGCACCAGGUACCGCGUACCUGCUUGCUAG